AUCUGUGGUUUUUCAUUUCUCAAUGAGUUUUGGGAGGGGUAGAAUGCGUGUGUAUUUCUGAUUCCGGAUUUAUGCUUUAAUUUAUUAUGUAUUGUCGUUAAAUAGUGUGUACGUUGUGGUAUUGCGAAAAUGUGUGUUGAAUGAACAGAUAUAUGUAGUGUUAAAUACUUUGCUCAGUUUCUUUCUAUUAUAUGGGCGUUGAUAAUCAUGCAAAAUGGCCAACGAUUUGUGGUCAUGUACCUGUUGUACGGAGGCUCUUACGUGUUGGUUGCGUCUAAAACUGUCGCCGGAGGAAAUAGAGCAGCGAUACAGGAGCAAAGAAAUAGAUAAAAUAUUAGAGAAGGAGAAGCAGACACUGCGACGACAGGUAAAACUAUUAUUGCUCGGUGCGGGUGAAAGCGGAAAGUCAACAUUCCUGAAACAGAUGAGGAUAAUACACAAAGUGAAGUUCGAGCCGGAACUGGUGCGCGAGUACCAGCAUGUGAUAUACCAGAACAUAGUGAAGGGGAUACAGGUGUUGGUGGACGCGCGGGAUAAGCUCGCCAUACCGUGGGAGAACCCGAGGAACUUGGACAUCGGGCAGCAGGCGCUGCACUUCAACAGCACGUCAUCACUGGACAGUCGGCUGUUCGUGCAUUACGCGCCGCACAUACACUCGCUGUGGUUAGACAGAGCCAUAAAGAGGGCCUAUGACAGGCGGAGAGAAUUUCAAUUGAGUGAUUCGGUGAGCUACUUCUUCGAUGAACUGGAGCGCAUUGCGAGACCUGACUACAUCCCCUCCCACCAAGACAUCCUGCACUGUCGGAAGGCCACGAAGGGCAUCACGGAAUGUACCAUCAACAUCAACAACGUGCCAUUUGUAUUUGUCGACGUGGGGGGGCAGCGGACACAGCGGCAGAAGUGGACGCAGUGCUUCGAUUCCGUCACGUCCAUACUCUUCCUCGUCUCCUCUUCAGAGUUCGACCAGGUCUUGUCGGAAGACAGGAAAACGAACCGCCUAGAAGAGGCGCUAAAUAUCUUCGACACGAUCGUGAACAACGUGAACUUCAAAGGCAUCUCCAUCAUCUUGUUCCUGAACAAGUCGGACCUGCUGGCGCGGAAGGUGGCGAGCAAGGAGACGGACAUCCGCUGGUUCUACCCGCAGUUCGCGGGAGAUCCGCACAACCUGCGCGACGUGCAGAUGUUCCUGCUCAACAUGUUCGCCAACGUGCGCCGCGAGCCCAAGACCACGCUCUACCACCACUUCACCACCGCCAUCGACACGCACAACAUCGAGGUCGUCUUCAACUCCGUCAAGGACACGAUCCUCAACCGCAACCUCGAAUCCCUCAUGCUGCAGUGACGGACCAAACAAACUGUAACGACGGAAUUGUAAAAUUGUGAUAUCUGGCAAUAUUCUGAUUUCGUGAUUCCACUUCGCGACUAUUUUCCAUUAUUGUGUUUUGUUUCUAUACUUUGCUAAACAGCAUAAUAGUGUAAAGCACGUUUGAAAAGACAAACAAUGUGAUGUUGAUGAAGGCCUAACGGUAUGUUAGAGCGGCUCUGUAUAAAUGUAAUAUGACAUGUAUUUAUUUACCGAACGUAUGGGGUUUGGUAAAACUAUGUACCUUAGUGUAACGUAUUGUAAUUAUAAAAUUUGUAUAUCAGUAUAUUUAUGACCAAAAAUGUAGAUUUUGCACGUGAUGGACUUAUUAUGAUCACUUUGAGAUAUGAACACGCGCGUCCGGGUCGGUCGGACGCGCCGUAGUGCAGUAUCGUAACACGCAACACGUAAGUGCGCAAUAUUGUAAACGUAGUGAAUUAGAUAAAGUGCGGUAAGCCAGGGGGAUUUUUGAACUUUUGCCGUUUUCUAUAACGUUUUCUUGAUGAUUGUAGAUUCUUUUGUACUGAUUACACUUUAAACCCGCUUGCGAUUGUAUUAGUGUUGUGGAUUGACGGUUUGAUUGGAGUACAUUAUUAAAAACAAUGCCAUGUAACCCCCAUUUAUGCAGUAAGUAUACAAUAAUAUCAAAAUUCCCUGUUGUAUCACAGCUUGAAGCCAUAGUUAGAGUUACUCCAAAGAAAUGGUCAGUCCUGUACACGUCGCAAGCAAUAGUCUCUCAAUGUAGCAGUGCCAAGUCGCAGCACGAGGGGAGUGGGUGCAGUGCCGGCUGCCGCUAUAUCAUAUAGAUGUAGUUACAAUGAGAUUGCUCUUAUAGGGUGCCACGAAGCAAAGGAACACCUUUGCGUUGGGAAGACUUUAUAUAAAUCCCUCCCGGGAGUAAAAAUGUAUAUAAAUAACCAUUGUUAGAGAAAUCGUUUAUAAUCUGUGAUUAAAAGUGUAAAAAGUAUUAGGCUGUAAACAGCAACGAAAUGUAAGAAAAUGCUUUUUGACGUUUGACACGGUUGACAUAAUGACGCUCAAAUUUUUUAAUUCAUUACGCUGACGUUGGUAUCUUUUGAGUCGGGUGUUCUCAUCGAGUAUUCCGUCCCUUGGCACAAUUUAAUGCAAAGACGUGUAAUCUCACUAUAGCUUCUACGUAUUUUUAAUUAUAAAAAUUUUUUGUACAAUAUACAAGAUAUAUUUUGAAGGCGGGCACAAAGGUGUACAACCUUUUUGAUAAUUUUAACGUGAAUUUUAUCUGCACUUGCUUUUGUACGUGAGAGGGAAUGAUCUGAUUUUAAUUAUUAUUUAAGUACAACGCAUAAUUUUCGAUCAUAAUAAUUAUACUCAUUUAGUUGUAAGUGUCAUAAGCUUUAGCAUAUUUAUUUUGAGAUCGUCUACAACUAUUGUUUAUUUACGUGAGAGUUUUAGAUACAAGUUAUCUAUUUAUUAUGUGUACAUUUUUAUGGCUGGUUUACUGAGGCUAAAUGUGUAAAUACCUCUUAACUUUAUUAUGUAUAUCGUUUCUUAGUAUUUUAGUUUUAAAAAUUUCGUUUAAUAUAAUGGUCUGAUCGGUUAGUAAUGAAUUACGGAUUUUAUUUCCAAUAUCAGUGAUAAAUUUGCAUUUAGUAGUGCCAUUGUGUGGUGCAAACAGUGUUGCCACUGGAAAAAAACAAGCCUAACAAUAUACUGUCAACACUGCCGCGUAAAAAGUCGUUGGAAUUUAAAAUAUCAUUUGAUUAUUAAUUAUUAAAGUAAUGUAAACUAUGUAACACAGUGCUAUUUUAUUAGAAUCGAUUUGUUUGACACAUUUUUGACAAUUUAGAAGUUUAUCAAGUUACUUGCAUUGAUGCCAAAGGUUGACUAACAUCUGAUGACGCGAGGGAAUGAUAUAUAACGUGUAUACAAUUGUUAGGUGCUCAGUAUUGGUAUCUGAUAGCAUGCUUAGUAAGGCCUGGCUUCUAAGGUAUUGUUCAUACUCGAAUACAUUAACAUUAGUCGUAAAUAUGACGUUUUAUAACGAGCCAUUUCACGGUUACUUAACCCAGUCCUUAGCAAUGGUUUUCGGAACAAAAUCGUUACUAAGGAAUAGUUUAAGUGAUCAUUAAAUGUCUCUGAGUGCGGCAAUCAAAGUAAUUUCAAGUUAAUUAUAAUACAAGAUGAUUCAUUUAAUUCUAAAUAUGAAUACAAUAUGGCAAUAAUAUAUUAUAUGUAGGAAAUGUUUUGAAUUCAAAUUUUAAUUCGAAAUAUACUAAAAGUACAGGUAAUAGUUAUGAGCAAACGAAGAACUCUUCAGUUUUAUCGAUAGUAGCACUCCUCGAUAAUUUUAUUAUUGCUAUAAGAUUAUUGUUUUAGGAGUGUAUGAGUCAAACAUUGCAGUUUUAGAUAACAACCGCAAAAAAAAAGAAAAACAAAUAAAUACCAAUAGCAUAAACACAGAUUGAUGUCACGGGACACCCGUGUUUUGCGACGCCUCUCUAAAACCGAGAUCGCGUUUGUCGUUCUGAUUGGGUGACUUGAAUAAAUCAACCAAUCAGAGCACCGAACGCCCUCUCGUUGCGAUUACUUUAAACGUAAAGCAAACUCAUACUAAGGGUACUGGUCCCCUAGGCACUUUCCUAGUUUGCUAUAGUCAUAAUAUGGCUGCAUAAAUAGAUUUUUCUUAGCGUUUAUACAAUUUCAGCUCAUUUCGCUGUUGACUCAAUUAACCGAUAUCUAUAAGAAGUCAGGCCUUGAAAAUGGAACACUACAACCCUAAUGACUGAUAUCUAUGUAUAAAAGUCUUCAUUGCACAUUAUUACGUAAACACUUAUCUUUAAGGUUCAAAAUUGCUUGGCAGAUGUUGGUUAUCGGAUAUGACUAAUGUUCGCGCAAUUUCUCAAAUAAUUGGACACUCUGAUUGUGGUACUAAACUAUACUCUGUUUUACUGUUUAAGAACUUAAGUUUCAAGGAUUUCAAAUACUUUAGUUCUUUUUUCUCUUUGAAACUGUUUUCUUAUUCUUGUGACGGUUAUUCUCAAUAACUUACGGUGAAUUUGUGUAUAAACGUCAAAGUCUAUUCGAUUUUCAACUAUCUUGAUUUGAUAUAAAGUCGAAUUUCCAUUAAACUGGGGAUUGUAUUUGGAUAUAUUUUGUCUUGCGUAUUUUGUUAUCUAUCUUUAGUAGCCAUGUGUUGACACGUAGGUUAUUGAAAACGUCCGUUAGUAUUUUUCUGUACUGUAUACAAUAAUUGUGAGUGUCUGGUUAGACCAAAGGUGACUACAAAACAAACUAUACUUUAAUGGAGUCUCAUUUUAGCAACAAUGGUUACUAGGACGCAUUUUAUUGAUUUUAAUACUUUUUUAACAUAUGCUACAAUUACCAGAUUUCUAAGAAAUAUAUUAUCAUGAAACUGCAAAUAAUAUUCGGCAAAUCGGUAAAAAUAAAAUGUUUACACAGCAUUUUACAACGUACCUAAUAACUUGGGAUAAAGAUAAUUUGUUAAAAAAAGUGUUAAAAAAUAUCGAAUCUCUAUCCAAUUUAUUUUAAACCUUAUGAACCUACCAAAUUAGGUAGAUAAUCUCAUACUAGAAACAGUAUAGUUUGAUGCGCAGUCACCUUUACUAUCUAUACGAUGAACUAAUAUUUUUGUGACCAAUAUCGAUAAAGAAUAACAACCUCUCAAUGAAGGCUUUUAUAGAGCAUAGCACGUCUGUAACCUAAAAACCACUUUAUGUCUUAGAUAUAAAGGUGGUUUUCGCAUUAAGGUGUAAUUCAGUAAUAUGAAAUGAAGGCUUUUAUACAGCAUAGCACGUCAGUAACCUAAAAACCACUUUAUAUCUUAGACAUAAGGAUGGUUUUCGCAUUAAGGUGUAAUUCAGUAAUAUGAAAUGAAGGCUUUUAUACAGCAUAGCACGCCUGUAACCUAAAAACCACUUUAUGUCUUAGAUAUAAGGAUGGUUUUCGCAUUAAGGUGUAAUUCAGUAAUAUGAACUGAUGUAGAGAUUUGAAAAGAUGUAUUAGUGAGGUGAAUGUGGGUCUCAAAUCGGUAGCGACUAAGUCAAGGUGUGAUUUAUACAAUGCUAUUGUAGUAACUGUUGCGUGGAAUAUUUAUUUGUACUGGUUUUCUAUCUUUAUUGGAUUUUCAAUCUUACGUUUUUGUGAUAAAGUUGAAAAUUGAUUAAAGAUUUUUGAGCUAAAAGUAUCUUUAUUGGAUUUUCAUUCUUAUGGUCUUGUAAUGGGGUUGAAAUCUGUUGAAUGAUUUUUGUUAAUAAUUUGUACCCUUACAGUAGCUUCAAUGAGUUGGACUGUGUAGUUUAUUAAGUUAGAUCCUUUAUAACUUUACGUUCUGUAAUGUAGAUCUGAAAAAUGAAUUGUUGAUUGAAUUUUCUAUUUUAAACCUAACUGUUCUAAUUAAAUUUUUCAAUGAUUUGAUUUAUGAAAUGUAACAUGUUAUGUGAAAUAUUGAAAAACAUUUGUAAACUUUUUUACUGCCUACUUAGACAUAGCAUUUGACGUUAUCGUAUUUGUCAGCAAUAUCUGCUCAAUUUUAAUAUAGUUUGAGCAAUAAUCACUCGUUCUCUUGAUGUUUGAAGCUCAAUUUUAGGUUAGUAACACAUCAUAGAGUUUGCCAUGUUAGAUUGUCUUUACAUAAACUACGAUUCAACGUUAAAUGUUAUGUCAAAUCAUUUCUAAUAUGUUAUCAAUGACUGUUUAUUUUUUUGCUCACCAGAUGUCGUUAUUGUAGAGUAAGGUCUUGUUUGUCCAAUUGAGAAUUAGCUGGUGUCACACCAUUGGACAUAAAAUUUUUGACAAAUAUAGAGAUUGGACAAGCGGACCACUCGCUACAUUAAACAUUUAAAGGUAAGCGUCCAAAUGCCCACAUCGUACGCAUUCCGUAUGACGUCAUCGGUAUGCUUCGCAUGUAGGCAUUGCCGACGCAGUACGCAGUACAAGACAAACUAAAAUCCGUUGCGUGCGAUGCGUCCGAUACAUACGUUGCGGGCCUGUGGACGCUUACCAAGCCAGACAUAUAGCGUUAUUAUGUAAUUUAUUUAAGCAAUAGUUAUUAUUGUAGGUUAUUAAAAAUGAAAUCUGUAAAACAAAGAAUGUUCCACGCAACAGCAGUAUAUAAGUAAGCUAUGGGUGCCAAUCGUUUUGUUCGAAAUAUCCACAAUGUAAGUAUAAAAUAGCAUCGUUAGGCCUAUGGAAUAUUUCGGUAGUUCGAAGCCCUAAGCCCGAAGCCCUAAAGCCCUAAGGAAGUGGUUGCUAAGUUAGUUGUAUGUUAUGAAUGUUAAAACAUAUGUUAGGAGUCGUUUUACACUCAUGUUAACGUAUGCUAGAGUGUUGACAAUAUCUUUUGGAAUUCCUCUAUAUUUUGUAUACAGCCCAAUAUUUAUUGUACAGUGUAAUAAAACACCAUGCAUGUAUA
Spodoptera frugiperda (fall armyworm) is the source of this 6773-nucleotide messenger RNA. RefSeq names its product guanine nucleotide-binding protein subunit alpha homolog (gene cta). The transcript has 3 exons. Bases 215 to 1342 code for a protein of 375 amino acids. Gene Ontology annotation, molecular function: guanyl nucleotide binding; G-protein beta/gamma-subunit complex binding; GTPase activity. Gene Ontology annotation, cellular component: heterotrimeric G-protein complex; brush border membrane. Lineage: Eukaryota; Metazoa; Arthropoda; Insecta; Lepidoptera; Noctuidae. Gene Ontology annotation, biological process: Rho protein signal transduction; adenylate cyclase-modulating G protein-coupled receptor signaling pathway. The record is from RefSeq and is a predicted model, not a curated record.